Molecule: messenger RNA, 1316 nt
Organism: Anthonomus grandis grandis
Lineage: Eukaryota; Metazoa; Arthropoda; Insecta; Coleoptera; Curculionidae
Product: galactoside alpha-(1,2)-fucosyltransferase 2-like
Exons: 4
Coding region: 206-1246 (346 amino acids)
Biological process (GO): carbohydrate metabolic process
Cellular component (GO): membrane
Molecular function (GO): galactoside 2-alpha-L-fucosyltransferase activity
Source: RefSeq, a predicted model, not a curated record
UUGAUUAUUGUUUUUUUGACAGUUUUUAAUCGAUUUUCCUGCAACAAGUUUUUUUCUCAAAAAAUUACCCGUGAAUUGUGCCUCUCCCAUGAACGAUUAAAACGUGCUAAAAAUAACAUUUUUACGGAAGCACACAGAAUGAUAACUGCCUAACUCCAUAUUAUUAUCGAUUAUUUGUUAUUCUCGUGGCCUACACACCCCAAAGAUGGGGAUAAAGCAGUCAUUUUUAAAACUCUUUUUCUUAUUAAUUUUCCUUUUAGGAGUGAUUAUUAUUAUUGUACUUUAUUACGUGAGCAGUAAAGUAGAGAAACCUUAUAAAAUAAAAAAAGAGAAAGUUGGGUUUUUGUACACUUUUGAAGAUCUGGACCGUCAGUUGUGUGAAGGUAAGAGCAAGUUUAACUUGGAGCAAAAAAUGAAUAUUAGAAGUGACGAUAUAGAUUGUCCUAAAAGAGGAAUUGUUUCUUUUUGCCCAGGAGGAAGGACUGGAAACCAAAUAUGGGAAUACGCCUCCGUAUGGGCAGUAUCCAGAGUAACAGGUCUGGACGCUUAUAUCCCAAGCUGUAUCAAAACAACUCUGAAUGAAAUAUUUGAGAAUCUUACUUUGCCAUCUUUUAAAGAAAUCGCUCAUUGUCCCAUACAGUUUAACAAGUUCGUUAAAUGGUCUUGGAACUGGUCUUCUCAAAAUCAGAGUAUUAUCUUGCCGCGUUGGGUCGUAUUAUCCGAAAUGGUACCACCGUUCAUAGACGACAUAGUGGAAGAGUUCCACUUUACCAAAGCGAUUAGAGACAAGGCACAACAAACCAUACUGACAUUUGUAAAUAAACUUCCUCGCAAAAAUUAUACUUUUAUCGGAGUACACGUGAGGCGAACGGACUAUAAAUAUUUUUUGAAAAAGAGAUUUAACUUAUCCCUAGUGGGCCCCAAAUUCUUCUACAACGCUAUGGACUACUACAAACGAAAAUACCCCAACUGCCUUUUCGUUUUCGUUAGUGACGAUCCAACGUGGUGCUAUAAAGAGUUCGGAAAACUUCCUGAUGUUUUUAUUGCCUCAUACCAUUCCAAGCAUGCUCCAGCAGUAGAUAUGGCUAUUAUGUCCGCCUGCAAUCACUCCAUCUUCGAUUAUGGCACUUUUGGCGAGUGGGGCGCCCUAUUGGCCGGAGGCGAAGUAGUUUUCAAUAAUGUGACGCAGAACGUUAUGAGAAAAUUCGAGAAAACGAUGAAAAAUUGGCACUUGAUGUCCCGAUAAUAUAUCAAACAGGUCCAACCGCUGUGAUACAUGUACAUAGUUAUAAAUAUAUUUACCACAAAAAUGUGAA